This is a messenger RNA of Pseudo-nitzschia multistriata, 4624 nucleotides long. The record is from the annotation of a GenBank genome assembly. Lineage: Eukaryota; Bacillariophyta; Bacillariophyceae; Bacillariales; Bacillariaceae.
CCAUCGAUUCGUUGCACAGGAACACAACACACACGCACACAACACAACAAAACGAAACGAAACAGCCCAUCCGAAUUCCAUCGCAUCCAAACGGCGACCCGAAAAUGUUUCUGGCGAAAAAGGGAAUUGCCCUGGCGCUUGCCCUGGCGGUCUCCCCUGCGGAAGCCGCCGGCACCCGCAAAGCCACGGCCGACCUCAUCGAAUGGAUCCAAUCCACCGGCGGGCUCUACAACCCCCGGCAGGAGGAGCGCACCGCUUUCGACGGCCGCUCCCGUGGGGUCUUUGCCUCCGAGACCAUCGACCCCGGAGAGAUCCUGCUGAAGGUGCCCUGGGGCUCGAUCCUCGGAACGAAGCAGGCCACCCGGAGCCAGCUGGCCCUCCAGAAGGCCAGGGAAAUAGAGAUGGAGGCCGACUACCCCGACGAACGCACCAUGUUUGCCGAGUGCCGCGCGGUAUCGGCGCUGAUGGAAGAGCACGCCAGGGGCGGGGCCUCGUUCUUUGCCACCUUCCUGAGGUAUCUCUCGCUGCUGGGGGACGGCGCGGACGACCCCGAUCCCUUCUUCCCGCCGCCGCCCCCGGCGCUCUGGUCGGAGGAGGGCCGGGCCCUGCUGGAGGACAUCAACGACCACGGGACCCUCCCACCGCAGGGCCUCUUUGUCCGGCUCAACCACGACUGGUUCGGAUCGUGCAUCGAGGACAUUUCGAAUUCCACGGAGGCCAGGAUUGCCGCCGCCGUGUCCGCCCACGGCGGCACGGGGAACGUGCUCAAGGAGUUUGGCUUUGUCGUACCCCUCCUGGACAACGCCCACUACCGCCAGCGGCAGGACGGGUCGCGGCUCAAGAGCGACGGCCACAUCAACACGGAGCUUGUCGUCCAGGAAGGGGAGUACGUCGUGCUUCUGGCCACCCGCACGAUUCGACCCGGGGAGGAGAUUUAUCGGUCCUUUGGAGAUGCCUCCAUCGGGUUCGACGACGACGAGGACCAGGAAGACGACGAUGGUUUCGACGACGAGGCCCUCAUGGAGUUUGAAACGGGGGCCAUCUUCCGGGACUACGGGGUGGUGAACACGGAAACCUACCCCAAGUUCUUCCACUUUCGGAUCAUCACUUCGGACGACGUGGACGAAUCCCUGGGGAUCAUUCUCGACAAGCCGGAAAGCUUUGGCGACCUCGAUGGCAACGGCAACGGCAACGGCAAGGGCCUCUCUGCCGCGUGGGUGAUCGACGACGGGGAAGAAUACGACUGGGUCGAGAUCGAGAUGUACAUGGCCAGGGCCAAGAACCGCCUCGAGCGGAUCGGCUUUGGAAGCCAACCCGGAAACGGACCCCCGGCCAACAGCGGCCUCUCCGCGUACGAGUGGGAAACGGCCAGGGCGUACCACGCGAACCUGCUCGAGGCCGUUUCCAUGGCCGCGGACAAACUCGCUGCCAUGGACGGCGAAAACGCGGUUUCCUGCCCCGGGGGACUUCCCGCGUCCGGCGCUGCCUGCCCGGUCUGGGACGGAUUUUCCGACCUGCCCACCUUGCCGAUCGCCUUUCUGGACCUGGAGUUCGACGAGAACAAUCCCUACGGCCCGUCGGAGGACUCGUGAGUUUGUACGACCCCGGUAGCGGAAGCAAAAUGAAAACAGAUUUCUGCGCUCCGUUCUCACCGAGUUUUUGUUUCUUUUUAUUUCUCUUUUGCUGGUUGGUUGCUUGGUUGCUUCUUUGUUUGUCGCUGCCUGGAUAUCGUUCUAUCCUUACCAAAAUAUCCCAUGAACGAGUUAGGUACGCAAUGUGCAACGACGACUAUGUUUCGGAGUGGAGGGACUACACCCCCUGCGGCGAUGAGGAGGUCCUUAGGUCCCAGUAUCAGGAGAUUCGAUUCUUUUCCCACCCGGAAACCAAAGACACGGUCAUGAAGCUCGAUUAUACCGUUCAGCAGGUCAGCAGCUACCGGCCACACUACCACGAAUUCGCCGUGCACUACCCCGCACGGUUUAUCGACACGGUAAAGCGUGUUCUCUUUGUUGGAGGGGGCGACAGCAUGGUCCUCCACGAGGUGCUAAAGUGUGAGUAGCGAUUUGGUGUAUGCGUCUUAGUGAUGUCUGUUGCAAGUGGAAGCAAUGCCGGCAUCGAUGUUUUUCUCACGAUGGUUUCCUUGGCACUUUGUCGCUGUGGUCUAUUGAAUUUGCUUCGCGUGUCCACAGAUCCAUCCCUGGAACUCGUGGUCGGUUUGGAAUUGGAUCAGUAUGUGGUGCGAAAUUCCUUCCGUUAUUUCAACACCCAGCCGCAUUUUGACGACAAGCGAGUCGAAUGGUGGUUCGGAGAUGGCGCGAAGAGUCUCCUCAUGCUACCAAAAGAAUACUUUCAGUCCUUUGAUCUCGUCGUGGUCGAUCUGAGCGAGACAGUCAUGUCCUUCCAGGUCACGGACAAACUUAGCAUCUUCCAGACCCUCUCACUCUUGCUGACACCGGAAGGAAUCAUGCUGAAGAACGGUGAAUACUAUAUGGGAAAGAUGAGCCAGUACUUUGAUUACACGCUCCAGUAUUUUGAAUACGAUGUACCAUUUAUCUGCGACCAGGGCAUGGUGAUUGGCUCGAACAGUAUCGACUUUUUCAAUCGCACCAUGAAAGACCACGGUGUCGAGUUGCUUGUAUACGAGUCCCAAGACGAAAUCAACGAGAAAUUCAACGAGUACUAUCGGUUUACGGAAUACCGGAAGAACGACGCUCGCAAGCAAGGAAAAUGCGUGGACACUGACAACGAAUCCGACGACAGAGGAAGCACAAACGCCGGUAUAUUGAUGGUCGUGGAGGCCGAGAAUCUGACGUACAAAUUUCAAUCGAUCGAUUUCACGAAAGAGCUCCUCAUGAAGACCCUUACGACCAUUGGUUUUUCCACCCUUCCAUCUGAUGCGCACGAUUCUUCGAAUAUUGUUGUGGUUAUGAACGAGGGAUAUGUCUCCGCCCGUAUCUUUCCCGAACAAUCUUAUGUUGCGUUUGAUAUCCAGCUCUGGGGCAACUUCCAUCUCAUGGAAAAGGCCAGAGAUGGAUUGGUGGAGGCCUUUGGUGGCGCCGAAGACUCCACCUCGUCGUUCCGGAUUGUUACAGGAGGAAUGCAGGGAACACCCUCCCAGGAAAGCGACCGACAGACUAUCGGACCCCGCAUGGUCAACAGCCGCAACUGCGAAGAGGAUCCGCCCCCGGAUUCCGCUACCACCGCAACGCAAAGCAUCGAUCUUGUGGACGGGGCCCUCGAAGCAAGCCUGGGCCUGGUCGAGGAAGGACCAGUGACUGUUGCUGUUCUUUGUGGAGCCGAAGGAGAUCCCUGCAAAAGCAUCGAAGUGUUGUCGAAGGCUUCCGACAAGGUGAGAAAGGUCGUGCCCGUGUACACGUGCACAAGCCUGGAGCAGAGCAGCGCUUGGUUUGCGCCAGAUGUUUCCCAAAAGAUGGCCGACUGCGAGGCAAAAAUUGUAAAAACGCUGUCAAGCGACUCCCCUGACAAAAGGAUUUCCAUGUUGGUCAUCGACGACAGCGCCGACCACAUAAUGGGCAAAGUAUUGGUGGGUAUCUUCACGAGUACCUGGAACCGAAAGAGACUCUUGGCGUCCAGCCGCUUUGUAGCUUUCGUAAAUAAUAGUGAAACAUCGCACGCAUGGCGGCGAAAUGUGCUGGUGAAAAUCAGGAAGCAGGUCAACUACAAGCCAAUGAGCUUGGUCGAUUUGGUACUGGAAGACACCCAGACAUCGUCUAUGGUAAGCAUUCUAUCGCUCCACGAUCCCGACUUUUUCUUCCACCAAAAAGAAAUGGUCGAAAGAUUCAACACAAAGCAUGGGGAUACUGCCGGUGCCACCAUGGAGGUCGAGAGUGUCUUUGAUGGCCUUCCCGCCCCGCAACCAGGACACUUUCGUCCCAAGAAGUUCAAGGCGGACGACUACGAUCCGGAGCCUGCCAAGGAACAGCACAAGGAACAGCUUUCGCUGGGCCGCCAGAGCAUUGUGCAAUUUGAAAUCUCUGGCAAUGGCCAUGUUGUCACUGCGGAAAUCCUUCAAAACGCGCUUCAGCGAGCCUUUGGGUCGAGCGAAAACGCCUUUGAGUUCUCAGCUUUCGAGAAUAAUAGUAUUGGUGACGGAUUGGUCGUCGUGGCGUUGUCCCAAGAAUUGGCCACAAACGUGGUGGUCACAUGGGACGGAAACCUCCACCUAAAUGUCAAUUUGUUUGCGAGGGACGUGCAGCCCCGACUCAGGCAGCAAUUCAUUGAAGAGUUUACUAGUACGCUCCGAAUGGCAAAAGUGACACUUAGCGACACCCAUCCGAGGGGCACCGGCCGCGUAGUCAGCUUUCCAGGCCACAUCAAUUAAAACUGAAUUUAUUGAAAUGAAUCAAAGCAAUGACUAUUGUAGACUCAAACCACCCCAGUGGUCGUAUUGCGGCAGCACGGUGCAUACACGUUGUCGUACCCACAUGACAAACAACACACGAGUCUGGUUGAAACAGUCGAUGCUAUAGGUUCCAAUACUGAUUUAUUCCAAGUUCACUUUAUUCCUUUGGUAAGGAACAAUGUCCCUACAUUCCACCGUCUUCAAGACAUCAAGUAUCGUGCGAUUCGAGGUAAAUACUAGUAGUAAAUUGUAAUCACCCGA